Molecule: messenger RNA, 2905 nt
Organism: Esox lucius (northern pike)
Lineage: Eukaryota; Metazoa; Chordata; Actinopteri; Esociformes; Esocidae
Gene: hdr
Product: hematopoietic death receptor
Exons: 10
Coding region: 406-1683 (425 amino acids)
Biological process (GO): TRAIL-activated apoptotic signaling pathway; positive regulation of apoptotic process
Cellular component (GO): cell surface; plasma membrane
Molecular function (GO): protein binding
Source: RefSeq, a predicted model, not a curated record
CAGAGACAAACAGCAUGUUUUUCACUAUGAUAAUUUUAAUUCCAGAAAUCGAGUGGGUUUCCCCCAUCCAAACCACUUUUUAACUUCUUCGUUGGGAAUAAGAAUUCAUUAACUCAGUCCAUAUGCUUUCUAUUUGCAUCUAUCGCACAAGUUAAUUUACUGGGAAAAUAGGGACCCAGGAUUGAGCCUCUAUUGUAGUUUCAAUAAAUGGGCGUGACAGAGACUUAACCAGUCGUCAUUUGGAACUUUUUCCUCUCAAGGGCUAGUCGCUAGAAACCUGUCCGUCGAUUUUCAACUAAACUAAAUAACAUUUCUAAUUCAUGGAGAAGUGUCGCUACUUUUUGAGGUUUCGUACAGCAUAAAUGUCUGCUCCACUUUAGACAUUUGGCGAAUCUGGAUUAAAAAAUGAGCAAAAUGCGGCGGCUUUACUUGGUUUUCCUCCUUAUCUUGGAGCUCUACUCUACAGCAGUAGCUCAAUCUGUCCUUGAGCUGUCACAAACAGGAGGCAGUGACAGGAAGAGGACACAGCGGGACAUCUCAUGCCAAAAACAACCGGGGUACCUACAUGACAACAUCUGUUGUUUAUACUGUCCAGCUGGUACAUAUGUGAAAGAAUCCUGCACACGUGCAUUUGAGAGAGGAGUGUGUGAGACCUGUGACUUUGACACAUACACAGAACAUGAAAAUGGACUGCCACAGUGCUUAAAGUGCACUAAAUGUCGCUCAGAUCAGCUGACCAACAGGGCAUGCACCAUCACUCAGGACACAGAGUGCCAGUGUAAACCUGGGUCAUUCUGUGCUUCUGACGAAGCCUGUGAGGUGUGCAAAAAGUGCUCAAGAUGUAAAGAAAAUGAGGUUCUGGAGAGCCAAUGCAACAGUACAUCCAAUACAAUCUGUACGACCCAGCCGGCCACAUCAAGCACCAUCUCCGGUACAACACCAAGCCAAGCAGUUCUGAUUGUGGGGGCAGUACUGAUUUGUACUGCUGUAAUUGCUGGUGUCUUUUGGAAGAUUCAAAAGAGCUAUAAAAAGAGAGGCUGUCUGAAUAAUCCCAGGGAGACACUGGUAAUUGUGGUGGACGAUAAAAACAGCCGUCCAAUUGAGGAGGAGCAAAACAACAGUAAUGCUUUGCUGGAUGGUAAACAUCUCCGCCCCUUGCUGGGGCAGACCCAGGCGGUGGGUGCCAAUGUCUCCCCCCCCACUGACGAUGAGGACAAUGGACUGGGCGACAGCCUCCCCAACACCGCCAACUCCUCCCAGUCCAGUUUGUCUGCAAUACCCUCAGCUCCCCUUCCCAGAUCUUCCCUGCUUUCCAGCCCUUUGGCCAACAGGCGGCUUGACAUUGUGGCUAGGGAUGAUCAUCUUCUCAGAAAACUUGCUCCUUUAAACGGCGAUGAGUCCUUGAAGAAAUGUUUUGAACUCUUUGAAGAGCUGGAUGUUUACCACCAUAAAAGAUUCUUCCGGCAUCUUGGACUCAGUGACAACGCUAUAAAUAGUGUUGCCCAUCUUCAUCCUGAAGACAAAGUCUAUGAACUAUUGAAAGUAUGGUUGGAAAAGUUUGGCAUGCAGGCUGACAUGAACAACCUAAUAGAAGCAUUACUUCAUUUUGACCAAAGGUUAUCAGCAGAAAAUAUUAUUUCUAAAGCCAUUGAAAAAGGUUAUUAUGCAUAUGCAGAAAAGUGAAUGUCUUCCAGAUUCUAGAGUUCUGGGGAAAAAUACAAAACACUGUAUGCCAGUCAGAACGGAGACAUUUGUUUCUGGUUGAAUGUUCUCAGGUACUUGUGACAAGCCUAUUGUUGGGCUCUUGAGCAUUCCCUUUUUACAGUUUUACAGAAUCUAUUGGUCAGCCAUGCACAGGCUAUCAACUGUAAAAGUAUUUCAUGGAUGUUUAGAGGGACCACUCAACUGCAGGGGAAGGCAAGAAUAUACACUGGAUUGAGUCUACUCUGCUAUAGAGAGUGUGGUAAACAGGACAUAAUUCUAAUGCACUGAUCAUGACAUGGGCCUCCCUGAAUGUUUUUGUCAUCAGGUCUCUGGUCAAAAGUAAUGCCCUAAACUGGAAAUGGGGUACCAAGUCAGAUGUGCCACCCACUGGUGUAGUCUGCAAACAGUGUUAAACACAUGCUGGUUUGUGUGUUUGGGAUUUAAAAACAAAUACAAUUUAUUUGUACUGGUAUUUAUUUGUACUGAUGCUGAAUGUGUCCAAACUGGACUUUCUCACUUUUCAAUAAAGGUGCACUCUGGUUAUAUGAUCAUGUAUCUGAAACCUCUUUCCAGCUGAAAAGUCCCAGUGAGGGGUUUGGUAACUUUAAUGACUGAUCAUGUGCCUCAAGUGCAACUUUGCCUUAGUAACUCUAAUUGGUGUUUGCCUAAAGAAUGCUUAUGGCGGUUGAACUUCAUAUGCAUGAUAAUGCGGAAAUUCAAAUUUUGCUGCAUAAGCAAAUAUUGUUAAGAGAGAUUUUGCUUAAUUUUAUUAAAUGGAGAAUGUUAUUUUUAAGGGUGAAUGGAAUUUCCAUUUUAUGAAUUGAAAUGGUUCCACAAACAUCUCGUGAAUCUAGAGUGGAUAUUUCCACCUAUUGUAGACUAUUUAUGGAAAUAUGUUUCGCUGUCUACAUGAGCCUGUAAAUAUAUUUGGUGAUUUUAGAAUUGAUUUAUCAUAUUUUUCAACAAUAAUGACAUCUUGUCUUUUUUUUGACAAUAUCUACAUUUUUACUUCUCAUGUUACAGUUUACAGAACUGGUCUAUUGGACUUAGAUCCUAUGUGCAGUUGCCAGUGGCAGUGUUUAUUUUUUGUUAAUUAUUAUUAUAAUAUUUUUUCUUGUAUUCAAAAAUGAAUUUACCUGUGUUAUUGCUGGAAGUUAAAUGGUAAUGCUCAUGUUUUGAAAUAAAGGUUGGUUCUAUCUUU